Peronospora matthiolae is the source of this 462-nucleotide messenger RNA. Lineage: Eukaryota; Oomycota; Peronosporomycetes; Peronosporales; Peronosporaceae. The record is from the annotation of a GenBank genome assembly.
AUGAUGGUCGAACAGGGGUUCCCAUCAUCACCCACUGUGGUCGAACGGAGGGUCCUACAUGAGCAAGACGUGGUCGAGCAGAGGCUUCCACACGAGUUUGUGGCGGUCGAGCAGGGGCUCCCGCAUCAUGCGUCGACAGACGAGUAUGGGCUACUCUCGUCGCGCGAGAUCGACGUCCUGGAUCAGGACAUCCAGCUUCUAAAAGAAGGUGUAGAUUUAACAUUUGACUGCGGUUCUCCAGCUUUGAGCAUGGACUCGAAGCACGAUGGGGGCGCAAGCUACGGGAACGCAGCGUUGAAAUGUGUCCACGCCAUUGUGCACGUGGACGGGAGUCCACAAAGGCGCCAAUACAUUGAGGUCGUGAGCCCACCUCGCGACGCGUCGUCGACUACGAGCAUUCUAGGACUCUCCUGGAAGCAUUUUCUACGCGGACUUAAGGAAGGCACGGUAAAACAAGUGUGA